AUGAAGAUCAAUUACACAUUUGGGUCCGGUAAUAACAGCCCUAAAUCGUUCCAGGCGUAUCCAAGAGGCGAUUUUGACUUGGAAUCUGGGAUUUCGAAGAAAUCUCGAAAGCCCAAGAGCAAUCCCUUUUUGCAGAAGAUGAAAUCAUUGGGAAAUACAUUCAAUCACUAUUAUAAGCUUCACCCAGUUAUGAUCUUCUUGAUUUGCCUGUCAUUUGGGAUUGCAAUCCUCAUUGUGUUAUCUGUGUACCAUGACCAGUACAGAACUAUGCAUCAUUACAGGGCCUUUUCUGAAAAAAAGGAUAUUUACCCUUUUGCUAAGCUUAGGAAUCUUGUAAUGGUGGCCGGGCAUUCGGUAUAUACGAGCAGUAGGUGUGAGAAGGUUGAUGACGAGAAUGCUUGGUACUUGGAGUCUUAUCAGAAGCAUCCGGGCCAAGCCGCAACCUUUGUUCAGCAUAUACAGAAAGGAGUCGAGAUUGCAGCAGAUGAUGACGUGGCGCUGCUGUUGUUCAGUGGGGGCGAAACUCGGAAGGAGGCCGGCCCACGUAGUGAGGCUCAGAGUUAUUGGACGGUGGCCGAGUCGAAACAGUGGUUUGGCAAGCGAGACAUUGUGAGAAAUAGGGCACUAACUGAAGAACACGCUAGAGACAGCUUCGAGAAUCUUCUUUUCAGCCUCUGUCGAUUUCGUGAGCUGACUGGCGCAUAUCCACAGAAUAUAACUGUA
Messenger RNA from Striga asiatica, 723 nucleotides. NCBI's taxonomy places the organism in Eukaryota, Viridiplantae, Streptophyta, Magnoliopsida, Lamiales, Orobanchaceae. The record is from the annotation of a GenBank genome assembly.